CACACAAGUCAACUAUAAGCGGUAAUUAAGCAAGCUAGUACUUAACAUCGGAGCUGUGUAGAUGAUGAUGUCUUCUUCGCAAACACCAGUACGGAUCGCCUUCGUUUUCCUCGUCAUCCUCGCCGCGACUGAUGCGCACAGCGACCACCGAACUCCGCCGCCGGCGUGCGGAGGCGCGGCCGUGGGAGGGGAAUGCCACAGCGUGGCCAGGGCGCUCCGCCUGAAGCUGAUCGCCAUCCCGGCGAUCCUCGCCGCCAGCGUGGCCGGCGUGUGCCUGCCGCUCUUCGCCCGGUCCGUGCCGGCGCUCCGCCCCGACGGCGGCCUCUUCGCCGUCGUGAAGGCGUUCGCGUCGGGCGUCAUCCUCGGCACCGGCUACAUGCACGUGCUCCCGGACUCGUUCAACGACCUCACCUCGCCGUGCCUGCCCAGGAAGCCAUGGUCGGAGUUCCCGUUCGCGGCGUUCGUCGCCAUGCUCGCCGCCGUGUUCACGCUCAUGGUGGACUCGCUCAUGCUCACGUUCCACACGCGGGGCAGCAAGGGACGGGCCAGCAGCGCCGUCGCGCACCACGGCGACCACGGGCACUGUCACGCUCACGCGCUGGGGCAAGCAGACGUCGCUGCGCUGUCGACGACGGAGGCGGCGGAUCAGGGCAGCGGCGACGUCGAGGCCGGUAACACCACCAAGGCGCAGCUUCUCAGGAAUCGCGUCAUUGUGCAGGUUCUCGAGAUGGGCAUCGUGGUGCACUCAGUGGUGAUCGGGCUGGGCAUGGGGGCGUCGCAGAACGUGUGCACGAUCCGGCCGCUGGUGGCGGCGCUGUGCUUCCACCAGAUGUUCGAGGGGAUGGGGCUCGGCGGCUGCAUCCUGCAGGCGGGGUACGGCGGGAGGACGAGGUCGGCGCUGGUCUUCUUCUUCUCCACCACGACGCCGUUCGGGAUCGCGCUGGGGCUCGCGCUGACCAGGGUGUACAGCGACAGCAGCCCGACGGCGCUGGUCGUCGUCGGCCUGCUCAACGCGGCGUCGGCGGGGCUGCUGCACUACAUGGCGCUGGUGGAGCUCCUCGCCGCCGAUUUCAUGGGGCCCAAGCUGCAGGGCAACGUCCGUCUCCAGCUCGCCGCGUCCCUCGCCAUCCUCCUCGGCGCCGGCGGCAUGUCCGUCAUGGCCAAGUGGGCGUGAGCGUGACCGUGACCGGCGUCAGGGUCGAAGAUAUGCAUGAAGUAUAGGUGAAGGUGACACCGUAUGUGUUGAGUUGUGAUCCAAAUUCAUUUGCACUUAAUAAAGACCAGCUUCUGCCGUACGGAUCA
This is a messenger RNA of Oryza sativa Japonica Group (Japanese rice), 1302 nucleotides long. NCBI's taxonomy places the organism in Eukaryota, Viridiplantae, Streptophyta, Magnoliopsida, Poales, Poaceae. The record is from RefSeq and is a predicted model, not a curated record.